Messenger RNA from Ostrinia furnacalis (Asian corn borer), 2358 nucleotides. RefSeq names its product WD repeat-containing protein 20. Gene Ontology annotation, molecular function: protein binding. The coding region runs from base 286 to 2076 and encodes 596 amino acids. Lineage: Eukaryota; Metazoa; Arthropoda; Insecta; Lepidoptera; Crambidae. The record is from RefSeq and is a predicted model, not a curated record. The transcript has 3 exons.
GAUUUAAAAAAAUAACGUACCAUAAACAACGAGCCGUCAUGUCUGACACCUGACUUUUUAUGUUGCAAACACAAUUUGUGAAUUUUAAAUAAUAAAUGACCAAUAUUAUUAGUUCUACCGUUUACUAAUUCAAGCUGCUUGGUUUAAGUUUAUGCUAGUGUAAUUUUAAACGAUGACAGUUGUGUAGAAACGGUACAUUUCACGUCCACACUUGGGUUAAGUUGACGUCUGUAAUCGGGGCUUCUGCAGCCGACUCCAUGAAUUUUAACUGGAUAAUAUGAUAACAUGGCUGUGCAACCUGACUCUGGCGGGAAGGACGACGUGAAGACCCAGUUUGCGACUCGCGAAGGCGUUUACCGCUUGAUGACUUUGUCGGAGUACUCGCGGCCUAAUCGCGUGGGCUACACAAGCGGCGCGGGCUCCUCUCAUGUACGCGUGUCGCUCGUAUCGCUGCCCCCGGGGCCCGGCAGCGGGGCCCCGGGCUCCGACGGCCAGGGCUCAGACGACAGGAUAUGCUUCAACCACGGGAAGGAACUUUAUGUUUAUGUGUACAGAGGAGUCAAAAAGGCGGCUGAUCUUUCAAAACCGGUUGACAAAAAAAUGUACAAAGGCACAAACCCAACAUGUCACGACUUCAACACCGUCACGAUGACAUCGGAGAGUGUAUCUUUAGUCAUAGGAUUUUCUACCGGCCAAAUUCAACUCAUAGACCCUAUUAAAAAGGAAUUAAGUAAAUUGUACAAUGAAGAGAGACUGAUUGAUAAAACAAGAGUAACAUGCAUAAAGUGGGUUCCUGGUUCGAGUAAUCUUUUCAUCUCGGCGCACGCAUCAGGACAGCUGUACGUCUACAACGAAGAGUUGACUUGUGGCACCACCGCACCACACUACCAGCUCUUCAAGCAAGGCGAGGGCUACUCGAUACACACCUGCCGGACCAAGUCAACGAGAAAUCCCUUGUACAGGUGGGUCAUAGGCGCCGAGGGUAGCUGCAUAAACGAAUUCGCGUUCUCGCCGUGUGGAACGAAUCUGGCGGUCGUAUCACAGGACGGUUUCCUCAGAGUGUUUCACUACGACACGAUGGAGCUGAUAGGACGCGCGAGGUCAUACUUUGGAGGUUUUCUGUGCGUGUGCUGGUCGCCGGACGGCAAAUAUGUCGUUGUGGGCGGCGAGGAUGACCUGGUGACGGUGUGGUCGUUCAGCGAGAUGCGGGUGGUGGCGCGCGGGCAGGGCCACCGCUCGUGGGUGUCGGUGGUCGCCUUCGACCCGUAUGUCGUCAGCUUCACCGACCCUGAAAGCGAGGAGGGCGUGGAAGACGACCGGCAGAAGAGUGAGAGCGUGCAGUGUUAUAGACUAGGCAGCGUCUCGCAAGACACUCAGCUGUGUCUCUGGGAUUUAACGGAGGACGUUCUAAAGCCGCCGGUGAGAGCGCGAGCAUCCGCGCACCUUUCGCCGAACAGCCAAACGUUCUCCCCGAACGGAGUCCCGGGCAUGAAGGUCCCCACAAAAGGAACGAAGACGAACAAGAUCGGUCACAAGCACGCAGAACUCAGCGGCCAGGCGACGGCGGCGGGCGAGUCGUCCGGCGCUAAAGCGACGACGAAGUCCAAAACGAACAACGUCGCCACUUUAAACAUAAGCGUUGGAAAGGCGAAGGAAGAGAGCUCCGGCUCAUUGGGAGUAAAUUCUUUAACGCAACGGCUGGCCGGGUUUUCGUUCGGCGAUCGGAGGUCGGAUCACCGGCGCAACUUCAGUCUAUCGUCCUCGAAACCGACAGAGUCGAAAUCCGCGUCGAGUUCUGUAGCGUUACGUGGCAAAGCUGGGGCGACGAGCGAAGGGGAUCCGGUGCGGUUGAUGGGCACGCCGUCGUGCCCGCGGUUCGACGAGUGUCCCGUAUUAGAGCCGCUGGUGUGUAAAAAAAUCGCUCACGAGCGGCUGACGGCACUAUUAUUUCGUUCCGAGUACCUAGUGACGGCGUGUGCGGAUGGUUGUGUGAACACGUGGGCGCGGCCGGCGCGCGCGGCCAACGGCGAGCCGCGCCCGCACCGCCGCAUCGAGCGGAUCGACCUCGUCGACUAGUCCCUGACCUUCGAUCGGUUCUGUUGCGUUUGGGCGCUGUGAGGCAGCUAAGAUGGCCGUUCAAGGACUUGAUUUUUUUACCGGAGAAAGUUGAAAUAAUGACCUUAGCUUAAAACAAUACUAUAAACCUAAAAAUAUGAUCUGAUUUGAAGAAAAAUUCUUGAUUACUAAGGGGCCUAGCCCUCGGCGACUUUUUGUCGCGCAUUUCUCGCAUUUGCAACGCACUACAGAAGUGAUGUCUACGAGCUACAGCAGCGCAACUGCAUCGCUACAAAGAGUCGC